Messenger RNA from Amoebophrya sp. A120, 347 nucleotides. The record is from the annotation of a GenBank genome assembly. Lineage: Eukaryota; Dinophyceae; Syndiniales; Amoebophryaceae.
CGGCAUUUUACGGGUUAGUAGAGAAGCCCAUGCUCGUUCCUCCAAUAUUCGGGCCGCGGGGAUUCGGCGCCGCUAGAAAACAGAAAACAAGCCACGGGGAUCGGGUGCUACCGCUAAAAAACUCACAAGAGGAGAAACGGGAAACUCAUUUGAUUUCGGUUUUGGGUGUCCCCAGCUUCACCGUGAUGGUGCUCUCGUGUUUGCGUAACAUUCGCAAAAGGAGGCGCUCAACAUCAACCUGUCAAAUCGUUCAUCCUGCAUUCUAGGGUCGUCUAAGCUUUCGUUGUUUGUCGUCUUAUUUGGGUACUUUUAGUAUGUUGUACUUAGGCAUACUAUGUAUAAAUGGG